Messenger RNA from Nannospalax galili (Upper Galilee mountains blind mole rat), 711 nucleotides. RefSeq names its product zinc finger protein 658B-like. Lineage: Eukaryota; Metazoa; Chordata; Mammalia; Rodentia; Spalacidae. The record is from RefSeq and is a predicted model, not a curated record. The transcript has 4 exons. The coding region runs from base 1 to 711 and encodes 236 amino acids.
AUGGAGAUAAACACUACAAAAAAGUGUCAAAAUUCUGAGUUCUUUACCCUGAAUUUGGCAUGUAGGAUCUAUAAGAGAACUCAUACUGGAGAAAAGCCUUACAAGUGUGAUGAAUGUGGAAAAUAUUUACACUUCAGCUGUAUUACGGAAUCCAUACUGGAGGAAAAACCUCACAAAUGUGAAAACUGUGAAAGGUCUUUCAGUCAUAAUUCAAGUCUUAAAGCACAUCAGAGAACUCAUAUAAAAGAGAGGCCCUACACAUGUAAUGAAUGUGACAAAUCUUUUUCUCACAAGUCAUCACUGAAGGAUCAUAAGAGAAUUCAUACAGGAGAGAAACCCAAUACUUGGGAAGAAUGUGACAAUCAGGACUUAGAAUGCAUAUUUCCUACUGGAGAAAAACCUUACAAAUGUGAAAACUGUCAAAAGUCUUUUAGUUACUUUGCAUAUCUUAAAGCACACCAGAGAACUCAUACUGGAGAGAAACCCUACAAAUGUAAAGAAUGUGGCAGCCACCAAAAAAUUCACACUGGAGAGAAAUCCUGCAAAUGUGAUGAAUGUGAAAAAUCCUUUAGUUCUGGGUCAUAUUUCAAAGCCCAUCAGAGAACUCACACUGGAGAGAACCCCUACAAUUGUAAAGAACGUGACAAGUAUUUUACUAUGAAGGCAUCAUUCAGAAUGCAUGAGAGAGUUCAUACAGGAGAAAAGCCUUAA